Messenger RNA from Andrographis paniculata, 4041 nucleotides. RefSeq names its product zinc finger BED domain-containing protein RICESLEEPER 2-like. The transcript is spliced from 8 exons. Lineage: Eukaryota; Viridiplantae; Streptophyta; Magnoliopsida; Lamiales; Acanthaceae. Bases 1394 to 3727 code for a protein of 777 amino acids. Gene Ontology annotation, molecular function: DNA binding; protein dimerization activity. The record is from RefSeq and is a predicted model, not a curated record.
CUUAUCCCCGGUCAAUUUUGGAUUCUUGAUUUGCAAAAGUUUCUUCAUUCAUUUCUUGCAAAAUCUGAUCAAUUAUUGGGUGGUGUGUGAUUGAUCGAUUCAUACCAUCAAUGUUCUUUUGGAUGGUGGGGUGGUUCUCAUUCUAUUUCGGUUGUUUGCCUUGGUUGAUUUGGCAUCGAGAGCUUUGAUUCUGCUCGACUAGAAAUUUGUAUAAGUGAAUGUUUUUGGAGUUUUAUUUUGAUCAUCCAGGCCUGGUUUCUUGAUUUUUGGGUGAUCUUCAAGUCGCCUGAGAACUGAAAUCACUCUUAUGGGCGGAUACGAUUGAUUGGUGUGAGUGGAUGGAUGCGUGAUUCUUUCUUUGUGAGAAUUACUAUGGAGAGAAUUAUGGUAGGGGCAGUUGCAGUCUGGUUGAUUAGUGUUUCAUAUUCAGCCCAAUCUGAGGCUGGUGGUAGACUUUCUAUCAAACUACCUGUUUCUGGCUAUUUUGAGAGUUGGCUCAAGUAGAAAUUUGAUUGUGCAAAGAGUUGAAUAUGUUCUUGAGACCGAUAAAAGAAGCCAUUUGAUAGACCUCCUUUAUGCGCAGAGAGUGAAUGGUGUUCAGGCAAAGGUCUUUGAGAAGUGCAGAUGUAAUAUCCCCAGUUGGCUCAUACUGGAAAUGCUACCGCUACACUACAUCAUGAGGUCGUCACCUCCUACUUUGGGCUCCACAAUACAAUGUUAAAGCUAAAAUUAACCAUAAAAGCGCAUUAUUAUAUAUAUAAAAAAUCUAAUUUAUGAAUAUUUACAAAACACACUCCUAAACAAGAGGUUUUUCCGGUUAAAAAUUUACAUAUAAUACAAUAGAUGUAAGUUCACCCACUCAGCCCAUCUUUCUAUAUCCCGAGACGUCCCCUGUCCCGGAGGUGCCAUGCAUACCUGAACCAAAUAUUUUUUCUUAAAAGCAGUUUAGAAUUAAAUACAUUUUAAGAACUAAUGUGAAAUAUGUCAUGUUAUACCUUUUAAAAUAAAAUAUAAUUUUCGUCAAUCAUAAAAUACGUGUCAUUGCAUGCCAAUAGGGGUGGAAAUAGGCCAGGCGGCCUGUCAGGGGCCUAUGACCUGGCCUACAUCAAGCCUGGCCUGGCCUGUUCUAUUUAUUAGAAAGGCCAGGUUCAGAUUUUUGUUAAAGCCUGUUUAUAUAUACAGAAUAGGCUUAGGCUUAUGAAAAAGCCUAUUUACUAAACAGGCCGGCCUGUUUAAUAAUAAUAUUAUUAUUAUAUAAAAUUAUUUUUUAUUAUUAUAAAAUAAGAAUAGUUUUAUAUAUAAUAAUGAUAUAUAAAAAAAAAAUUUUAAUUAUAAAUUUAUUAAAAAAAAACAAAAAUAAAAAUAAUUUUUAUCCCAAUAAAAAAUUUCAAAUAUGAACAACUACUGCACACAUGUUCCUUUUUUUGUUUCUUUUAUCAUAAUUCAAAUAUUAUCCCGCUGUAAACUGAACAACAACUGUCCAUAUUCCUUUUCCACCGCUGCAAGCCUGCAACUGCUGCCAGACCUCCACGCCGUCCAGGGUUUUGCAAUCUUCUUCACAGAGACCCACUACUUUUCUUUUUCCUUCUUCUGUCUUCAUCGCCUCUUCUUUUUUAUUGCUACCGGUGGAAUUUGGAAAAAUAAGCAGGAUAUGGCUUCGAUGGAUGAAACAAAUAUUUUUGAUCUUCCAUCUGAUACACACAAUAGUAUAUCAGUGGAUUCCCUUUCAAGCCAACCUGUGGAUGAUAACAGAAAUGAAGACGAAAGGAAUUCAAAUCAAGCAAAUGAAGGUGCCAAUAGGAAAAAAAGGAAAAAAACUUCAAUUGUGUGGAAUGACUUUGAUGAAAUUCAAGUUGCUGAAGGUGUUAAGAAAGCUAUUUGCAAAUACUGUAAAAAUGCAUUUGCUACUGGGGGAAGAGGUGCGAGCACAAGCCAUCUAAAGAGACAUUCAGAAGGGUGUUUGCAGAGGUCAGUACAAAUGGCUUCACAAAAGAAACAAUGUGUCAUUCCUUUUAAGCCAUCCAAUUCAAGUAAUCCGUUUAUAAGUCCGGGGUUUAGAUUUUCUAAUGAAAAGAUGAGGGAAGUCAUUGCCACUUCUAUUAUGGUACAUGAGUAUCCUUUUAGCAUUGUAGAAGACGAUGCUUUUAUAUGGUCAUUUCAGUAUGCGAACCCUGAAUUUCAGAAAGUUUCUCGUAAGACGAUACGAAGUGAUUGCAUAGCAAUAUAUGAAGCAGAAAGAAAAGCAUUGAAGGAAUUAUUAAAGAGUGUGAGCAAGAUUAGCUUGACAACAGAUAUGUGGAAAUCCAGUCAUCAAGUGAUUGAAUAUAUGGUAAUCACUGGUCAUUUUAUAGAUUCUGGGUGGAAGCUUCAGAAAAGGAUUUUAAGCUUUGUCAAGGUGCCUGCUCCAAGGCGAGGAAUUGAUGUAGCCAAUGCCAUUUUCAAAUGUUUGAAGGCUUGGGGGAUCGAAGAUAAAGUGUUCUCAGUAUCAGUUGACAAUGCUUCAUAUAAUGACUCGUGCUUGAGGUAUCUAAAAGACUACAUAUCACGCAGCACCAAGCUUGUCCUCGAUGGAGCUCUAUUUCAUGUUAGAUGUUGUGCACACAUAUUGAAUCUUUUGGUGCAAGAUGGGCUUAGUCGAAUCAAAGAUAUCAUCCAUAAUGUUCGUGAAAGUGUGAAGUAUGUAAACUUCAAUGAUUCAAGAUUGAAGAGUUUUGGUGAAGUAGUUGAACAAAAGCAUCUAAAAGAAAGGAAGUUGAUAAUUGAUUGUCCAACAAGGUGGAAUUCUACAUAUCACAUGUUAGCCGCUGCUUUAAAAUUCAAGAUUGUCUUCUCAGAAUACCAAGAAAGAGAACCUCAUUAUACAUUUGCACCUUCAAAUGAAGAUUGGGAGAAAGUCGAGAAAGUUUGUAAACUUUUAGAGGUUUUCAACUUAGCUACCAAUUUAAUAUCUGGAAGUGAAUAUCCUACUGCCAACUUGUAUCUUUCAGAGGUCUGGAAAGUGAAGCAAGUAAUUGAUGAUGCGACAAAGGAUGAUGAUCUUUUUAUGAUACAAAUGGCAACGCAAAUGAAAGAAAAGUUUGAUAAAUAUUGGGGUGAGUGCAAUCUAUUGAUGGCUGUUGCAAAUGUAUUGGAUCCGAGAGUUAAAUUUCAUGGUGUUGAAAUAUGUUUUCCAAUGAUAUACAAGUCUGAAGAAGUUGCUGCCGAGUAUGUGAACAAAGUGCGUGCUUCACUGCAACAACUAUAUAAUGAUUAUGUGGCCUUAAGUGUUGAAGAAUCAUCCUCAAGUCAGUGCAAUAUGGCUAACAUCUCCUCUGCCACCACCCAAUCUGAAUCUGCGAUAGUUACUGGGUUUGAUCAAAUUAUGAGUCUUGUAAGAGCAAAAGAAGCAAUUCCUGUAUCAAAAUCUGAAUUGGAUGCCUAUCUCGAGGACAGUGUUUAUAUUCCUGAUGGAAAUAUGUCUUCAUUUUGUGCCUUGGAGUGGUGGAGGAACAACAGCAUGAAAUAUAAAGUUUUAUCGAAGAUGGCUGCUGAUGUACUUGCGAUUCCAAUAUCAACGGUAGCUUCAGAGUCUACAUUUAGUGCUGGAGGUAGAAUUAUAGAUGAAUAUCGUUCAAGAUUGAAUGAAGAAUCUAUUGAGACACUAAUUUGUGGAGGAGAUUGGCUUCGACAUAAAUACAACUUGAAAAAAAAGAAGGUGAAUGAGUCUUUGAAGGAGAUAAGCUUAUAGAUUAAAGAAGUUCUUUAAUACUUUGGUUGCGGAGUGGAAAUGCUAAUGUCCAGAAGAUAUUAUUGAUCUAUUUGCUAUUUUUCUCUUGAAACUUUUAUUGUAUUGAUUUAAUGGUUUCAGAAACUUUGGGGGAAUUUGCAAUUCUUGUGGCUUGUGGCCUGUGGGUGACGUGAACUUGAAAAACUAUGUUAUUAAUUUCUAAAUAUUUUUGUCGAAUUUUUUAAUAUUGCUUCUGAGUUAGCGUUGCUUAUUUCUUUGUUAGAACAAUCAGCUUAAUGACAAUAGAUUGAUGUAAACUGUUUUUUUUUUAAUGU